GGGAUGAAGUGGUUUGGCAGAAUGUCCCUCAGCAGCAAAAGGAGUAAGAGGAGGAGUAGAAGGAGCAGCAGCUGGAGCAGCAGCAGUGGUAGGAACAGCUCGCUGCUCUUCUUGGCUCUCCUGGUGGUGGUGACCCUGUUCGCCGACCCCGUGGUGGCCCAGAAGCAGCGGACCGGUGGCGCCUCGGAUAAAGUGCCGGUCCUGAACAUUGCGGUGAUCCUGGGACGCACGCGCUACAUCUCCGAGAGGGACAUCCGGGCGCUGUGGAGCAAGGAGGACCCCAUCGACGUCAAUGUGGUCACACUGCUGGUCAACGAGACCGACCCGAAGAGCAUCAUCACCCACAUGUGCGACCUGAUGUCCGGGACCAAGAUGCACGGGGUGGUGUUUGGGGAUGGCACCGACCAGGAGGCCAUCGCCCAGAUUUUGGAUUUUAUUUCCACGCAGGCGCUCAUACCCAUCCUCGGCAUCCACGGAGGGUCGUCCAUGAUCAUGGCUGAUAAGGAUGUGAAGUCGACGUUCUUCCAGUUCGGCGCCUCCAUCCAGCAGGAGGCUCUGCUGAUGCUGAACAUUAUGGAGGAGUACGACUGGCAUAUCUUCUCCAUCGUCACGUCCAAGUUCCCCGGCUACCAGGAGUUCAUCAACAUCCUGAAAACGACCGUGGACAACAGCUUCGUGGGGUGGGACCUGCAGAACAUCAUCGUGUUGGACGCGGUGGAGGAAGACAGUCGGUCCCAGAUCAUGCUGAAAAAGGUCCAGUCUCCAGUGGUCCUGCUCUACUGCUCCAAGGACGAGGCGGUCUACAUCCUGGACGAGGCCCGCUCCCUGGGCCUCACCGGAUUUGGAUACAUCUGGAUUGUGCCGUCGCUCACCACCGGGAACCCAGAGAUCACGCCCGAAGACUUCCCGUCGGGGAUGAUUUCGGUGUCGUACGACGACUGGGACUACCCGCUGGAGGCGCGGGUCCGCGACGGCCUAGGGAUCAUAACGUCGGCAGCGGCAGCCAUGUUGGAGGAGUACGGCGACAUCCCCGAAGCCAAAACCUCCUGUUACGGCCCGAUGGAGAAGACGUCCAAGCUGCCGCCCAGCGCACUGCACAAGUACAUGAUGAAUGUGACAUGGGACGGCAGAGACUUGUCGUUUACAGAGGACGGCUACCAGGAAUUCCCAAAGCUGGUGGUGAUUGUUCUCAACAAGGAGAGGGAGUGGGAGAAGAUGGGGAAGCUGGAAAACCGCAGCCUGACACUGAAGUACCCGGUGUGGCCGCGCUUCAACUCCUUCGGAGACGCCGAGCUGGACGACAACCACUUGUCCAUCGUCACGCUGGAGGAGAAGCCUUUCGUGAUCGUGGAGGACGUAGAGAGGCUGACUGGUACCUGCAUGAGGAACUCAGUCCCCUGCAGAAAGCAUAUCAAAGACAAUACAACGGAGGCUGGUGGGACAUACAUCAAGAAGUGCUGCAAGGGCUUCUGCAUUGACAUUCUAAAGAAAAUUGCAGUGUAUGUGAAGUUCACCUAUGACCUGUACCUGGUAACCAAUGGCAAGCAUGGGAAGAAGAUAAACAAUGUCUGGAAUGGGAUGGUGGGAGAGGUGGUCUAUAAGAAAGCCGUCAUGGCCGUCGGAUCUCUGACGAUCAAUGAGGAGCGUUCUGAGGUCAUCGAUUUCUCCGUCCCGUUCGUGGAAACUGGGAUCAGUGUCAUGGUCUCCCGUAGCAACGGAACAGUGUCCCCUUCAGCCUUCCUCGAGCCAUUCAGUGCAUCAGUGUGGGUCAUGAUGUUUGUGAUGCUCCUACUGGUCACUGCAAUGGCUGUCUUUAUGUUUGAGUACAUCAGUCCUCUGGGAUUCAACAGAAACCUGGCGCAGGGCAAAGACCCCCAUGGUCCUUCUUUCACCAUGGGCAAGGCCGUGUGGCUGCUCUGGGGUCUGGUCUUCAACAACUCUGUGCCAGUGCAGAACCCGAAGGGAACCACCAGCAAGUUCAUCGUGUCUGUGUGGGCCUUCUUCGCUGUCAUCUUCCUGGCCUCCUACACUGCCAACCUGGCCGCCUUCAUGAUCCAGGAGGAGUUUGUCGACCAAGUCACCGGGCUCUCCGACAAUAAGUUUCAGAACCCGUAUGCCUACUCGCCUCCGUUCCGCUUCGGGACGGUUCCCAACGGUUCCACCGAGAGGAACAUCAGGAAGAACUACCCUGCUAUGCACCAGUACAUGGUGAAAUAUCAUCAAACUGGCGUAGUGGAUGCACUUGUCAGUCUCAAAACAGGUAAACUGGAUGCCUUCAUCUACGAUGCUGCAGUGUUGAACUACAUGGCGGGCAGAGAUGAAGGGUGUAAGCUGGUGACCAUUGGCAGCGGGUACAUCUUUGCUACUACCGGCUACGGCAUUGCUCUACAGAAAGGCUCCUACUGGAAACGACAGGUGGACCUGGCUAUCCUGGCUAUUAUCGGAGAUGGGGAGAUGGAGGAACUAGAAGCCCAGUGGCUGACGGGUAUUUGCCACAACGAGAAGAACGAGGUGAUGUCCAGUCAGCUAGAUGUGGACAACAUGGCUGGGGUCUUCUAUAUGCUGGCCACGGCCAUGGGGCUGUCGCUCAUCACCUUUGUCUCUGAGCAUCUCUUCUACUGGAGGCUCAGAUAUUGCUUCACCGGGGUCUGCUCGGGCACGCCUGGGCUUCUUUUCUCCAUCAGUCGGGGUAUCUGGAGUUGUAUCCAUGGAGUCCAUAUUGACAUGAAGAAGAAGACGGAUAUGGACUUUAGCCCUCAGGACAAAAUGCUUAAACUCAUAAAGUCAGCCAAACAGAUGACCAACAUGUCUAACCUUGCGGGCUCUCGCUUGAACUCGCCCAAACGUGAGUUCAUGCACUCCGCUGGCCCAAUGAUCAUGGACAUGAUGGCAGAGAAGGGCAACUUCAUCUACGCUGACAACCGAAGCUAUGCUCCCAAAGAUAUGAUCUAUGGGGACACUGGUGACCUGCAGGCUUAUCUUGCCAACCGCCACAAAGACCACCUUAACAACUACAUCUUCCAGGGAGGCCAGCAUCCUCUGACCCUCAACGAUGCCAAUCCCAACUCAGUAGAGGUGGCAGUGAGUGCUGAUUCAGUCCAGACUAAUGCCAAGCCGCCACGGACCCUAUGGAAGAAGUCGGUGGACACGCUACGUUCGGCACCACCUGGCCCCCCUCCAAUGCCUGACAUGCUGAUGCCAGAUCCACGCAUGUCGAUGAAGACGCAGCGCUACCUCCCUGAGGAGACAGCCCACUCCGACAUCUCCGACUGCUCCAGUCGGGCAGCCUCCUACAAGGACCCAGAAAACAACAAGCACCUGAAACCCAAGGACAACUUAAAAAAAAGAGCUGUGGCAUCAAAAUACCCAAGGGAUUGCAGUGAGUUGGAGCUGUCCUACUUAAAGACUAAGCAGGUCCCCGGCAGUACCAACCACACUGGGAGAGGAGGAGGAGGAGGAGAGAAAAUCUACACUAUCGACUCCGACCGAGAGAUGAGCAUGCACUCAGAACCCGUUCUCUAUCGCGAGAGUCGUGGCCUUGCUGCAGAUGAUUUGGAAUACCCUGAGAUCUACUCCGACCACAGUGACUACAGGAAGUGUGAGCAGCCCAUCAUUCAUCUGAACUCCUCACCUUUGCAUCAUACAGACUCUGAUCUUCUACCAGACCCAGCUUACUCCAAACACUACAACCUGAAAGAGAAAAACCUGUCUCAACAUGAAUCCAUGGAUCGGUACAAACAGACACACUGCCGUUCCUGCUUGUCCAAAGUGACCGCUAGCUACCCGCCAGCAGGGUCAUACCCUCCUACUGGACCUGCUGUAGCUUCUGCCUCACGCUCACCCUAUAAUCGGUGUGAAGCAUGCCUCCACAUGGCCAACCUGUAUGACAUUAGUGAAGACCAGCUCCUCACAGACCCCUUGGUCAGCCCCACCUUGCACCACCAACAGCAGCAGGAGCCAGACGAAAUGUUUGGUCUGUAUUGGCCACAGACAGAUGGGCCACAUGUCCAAAAGAGGAAUCGCUUGAGGCUGAGUCGUCAGCACUCCUUUGACAACAUCAUGCUAGAAAAACCCAAGGAUGUAGACCUGAGCCGACCGGCGCGCAGUGUCAGCCUCAAAGAGAAGGAUCGCUUCCUAGACUCCGCAUCUGACUCGCACUAUGCGAACCUCUUUGGAAUGCGUCCCUAUUCUGGCAGACUGUUUGGCACUGGGUCCAAAUCAAUGUUUAACCACAACCUGGAGGAGAGCAAGAGGAGCAAAUCCCUGUACCCGUCCCAUGGCUCGGAUAACCCAUUCCUCAGCCACUCGCUGAGGGAUGACACCAGCAGCAGACUGGCCCAUGGGCGUAGUUCCUCUGAUAUUUACAAACAGCUGGCAGUAGCUUCACCUGCAGCGGUCCUUGGAGCACCCCCCAUCAAAACACGUAACGAUGCGAACAAUCUCCGCUCUUCCGUUAAAUCCACCUCUUCAUACUGCUCACGGGACGGGCGGAUAACUAACGACAUGUACAAUAAAGAGCAUGUGAUGCCUUACUCAGCCACUAAGACUAGUGCAUACCCGGCCCCGCGUGGCGUCCUAAACUCAGCCCAGUUCAGCAAUAGACGGGUGUAUAAAAAAAUCCCCAGUCUGGAGUCAGAUGUUUAG
Messenger RNA from Limanda limanda (common dab), 4644 nucleotides. RefSeq names its product glutamate receptor, ionotropic, N-methyl D-aspartate 2A, a (gene grin2aa). Bases 4 to 4644 code for a protein of 1546 amino acids. The record is from RefSeq and is a predicted model, not a curated record. Gene Ontology annotation, molecular function: NMDA glutamate receptor activity; transmitter-gated monoatomic ion channel activity involved in regulation of postsynaptic membrane potential. Gene Ontology annotation, biological process: long-term synaptic potentiation; synaptic transmission, glutamatergic; excitatory postsynaptic potential. The transcript has 14 exons. Gene Ontology annotation, cellular component: NMDA selective glutamate receptor complex; plasma membrane; postsynaptic membrane. NCBI's taxonomy places the organism in Eukaryota, Metazoa, Chordata, Actinopteri, Pleuronectiformes, Pleuronectidae.